GAUUUCUCAAGUGUUAGCACUGAUAAGACUUGUGCUCCUACAAGCGCAAAGUCAUGGUACCACUUAUCAGCUGUCUUAUAAAAUUCGUCGUCUUGCGUAACCAUUAGUAUUAGUGAAGUCAUGUUACUGGUCGUUUUACUGGUCUUAGGUACCACCCUUGUGGGUGCAAAUUUGCCCCAAGUCACACUACCCGAUUUAGGGCAACUUGAAGGUACCCAUGGUACUAGCCUCAAAGGCCGUACUUUUCACAAGUUCGAGGGAGUACCAUAUGCAAGACCACCUGUCGGCAAGUACCGUUUCCGGGAACCGGUACCACCAAAACCCUGGCAAGGGGUAUGGCAAGCCAAAACUUUGUACAAAUGUAUGCAAAACUUCCAGUACACGCCACCAGGGGGCGACUUCGUCAUUGGCGAUGAGGAUUGUCUUUAUUUGAACAUUUAUAGCCCCAAUAUUGACCCUAAAGCCAACUUGGACGUGAUUUUUUUCAUACAUGGGGGCUGUUUUAUGUUUAAUUAUGCCGGUUUCCAAGGCCCUGAGUACUUACUGGACCGGGACGUAGUUUACGUCAGUGUGAACUAUAGAUUAGGCCCUUUGGGCUUUUUGUGUACUGAAGACGAAGUGGCACCCGGAAACAACGGGUUAAAGGACCAAAUUUUCGCCCUCCAAUUUGUCAAAAAGUACAUUCGGUACUUUGGUGGUAACCCUGAUUCGGUCACAAUUUCGGGAAUGUCAGCUGGGGGGGCAAGUGUACAUUUCCACUACUUGUCGCCCAAAUCGCGCGGGUUGUACCACCGGGGGAUUUCCCAAAGUGGUACCAUGCUCAACCAGUGGGUACUGACCGAAAAACCGCUCGAAAAAGCCAAAAAAUUGGCAGCUUUGCUGGGGUGUAGUACCGAAAGUAGCGACAAGAUGGUGGAGUGUUUGAAAUGGCGGCCUGGGCGACAGAUUGUCGAAGCAGUGAAGGAGUUCCAGCCUUGGUUGUACAACCCCUACACGCCGUUUGGCCCAGUUGUGGACUCGUGGGCCCAAGACCCGGUACUACCCCAACAUCCUUAUAUUUUAAUCAAGGAGGGGAAAUUCACGGAUUUGCCUUGGUUGGCGUCUUAUACGAGUUCAGAAGGGUUGUACCCAGCUUCAGAUUUUUACAUCGAUGAGCAGUACUUGGAAGAUAUUGACAGGCGUUGGAACGAGAUAGUACCCUUUAUUUUGGAUUAUAACAACACUGUUGAGUCCCAGUUGCGAGACGAAGUCAGUCAAAAAAUACGAAAGUACUACCUUGGUGAUAAGAAAGUUUCAAGGAGUACUUUCAUGGACUUUGUCAAAAUAACCACAGAUCGGGUUUUUGUCGAUGGGGUUUAUAACACAAUCCGAAUGCAAGCACCACUGAUGAAGUCACCCCUUUAUUCGUACUUUUUCGAGUACCGGGGGGCCCACAGUCGCUCCGAAAGUCGCACUGGUACCAACAAAAAUUUCGGAGCUGCACAUGGUGACGAUACAGCUUAUGUUUUCAAAACUAGUGUUGACACAGCAAGUACCGAAAAUGACCAAAAGGUGGUCGAACUCCUAGUUGAUAUUUUCACCUCUUUUGCCAAAAAUGGAGUACCUAAAGUACCACUUGAAUGGCCCCCAGUUUCGAGAAGUACCGACUCGAUAAUUCAGUUAAAAAUCGCAGGUCCGAACGACUUAUCCCUAGUCGAGUCCAAGUUUAAAAAUGGCGAUUUUUGGCGAAGUUUGCCGUUGAUGGAGAACGAAAAACUUUUUGAAAACAGAAAAGACGAACUGUAGAUUAAAAUUUUAUUUUCAAUAAAAAUAAUACAAUUGUU
Messenger RNA from Tribolium castaneum (red flour beetle), 1823 nucleotides. RefSeq names its product venom carboxylesterase-6. The coding region runs from base 121 to 1785 and encodes 554 amino acids. The record is from RefSeq and is a predicted model, not a curated record. NCBI's taxonomy places the organism in Eukaryota, Metazoa, Arthropoda, Insecta, Coleoptera, Tenebrionidae. The transcript is spliced from 6 exons.